Molecule: messenger RNA, 1886 nt
Organism: Loxodonta africana (African savanna elephant)
Lineage: Eukaryota; Metazoa; Chordata; Mammalia; Proboscidea; Elephantidae
Gene: TXNDC15
Product: thioredoxin domain containing 15
Exons: 5
Coding region: 331-1209 (292 amino acids)
Biological process (GO): cilium assembly
Cellular component (GO): cilium
Source: RefSeq, a predicted model, not a curated record
UUAAAUUGCUGAGCUUCAGAGAGGCUUAAGUAAUUUGCCCAAGUUGGCACUUCUGUUAAAUGGUCGAGUGUCUCUGACCCCAGAGUCCAGGCUUACCUUGCACCCUGAUGGAACACUUUGUUAAGGAGUCCACUCCUGCUCAGAUGCCUGCAUCAAGGACAGACCAGAAAAACUUAUGAGACUCAGUGGGUUACCUGCUGCUCACCAGGGCAUGCUCUCAGGACCCCCCUCAGAGAGGAAAGUGGUCACGUCUGGUCUGAGGAGCGGCCUGCUCACUCUCUCCAGGCUGGGGCUGUGUACCUGAGUGAGGAGGAGCCCCCACAUGGCCCGAUGGACCAGGACAUGUCAGCAGAAGAGGCUGAUGCGGUGGUGGGACUGGACAGCGCUGGGGAUCACACGGUGAUGCUGUCUAUGAUUCCGGGGGAAGCUGAGGACAAACCGAGCUCAGAGCCCAGUGGUGGCACCUGCGAGGCUGGAGGCGAGGAAGAUACGAGGUGCAAUCUCAGAGAAAGCCUCUUUUCUCUGGACAACGUUGGAACAAACUUCCCAGAUAGAGAGGAGGAAUAUUACACAGAGCCAGAAGUGGCAGAGUCUGAACACGCUCCGGCAGAGGAGUCCAAUAAUACUGAUAGCCUGAAGUCCCCUAAGGUGAACUGUGAGGAGAGAAAUGUGACGGGAUUAGAAAACUUCACCCUGAAAAUUUUAAAUAUGUCACAGGACCUUAUGGAUUUUCUAAACCCAAAUGGUAGUGACUGCACGCUGGUCCUGUUUUAUACCCCGUGGUGCCGAUUUUCUGCCAGUUUGGCACCUCAUUUUAAUUCUUUGCCCCGGGCAUUUCCAACUCUUCAUUUUUUGGCGCUGGAUGCAUCUCAGCACAGCAGUCUUUCUACCAGGUUUGGCACUGUAGCUGUUCCUAACAUUUUGUUAUUUCAAGGAGCUAAACCAAUGGCUAGAUUCAAUCAUACAGACCGAACACUGGAAAUGCUGAAAAUUUUCAUUUUUAAUCAGACAGGCAUAGAAGCCAAGAAAAAUGUGGUGGUAACUCAAGUUGACCAAGUGGGCCCUCUUCCCAGCACUUUGAUAAAAAGUGUGGACUGGUUGCUCGUAUUUUCCUUAUUCUUUUUAAUUAGUUUUAUUAUGUAUGCUACCAUUCGAACUGAGAGCAUUCGGUGGCUAAUUCCAGGACAAGAACAGGAACAUGCGGAGUAGUGUUGGACUGAAAGUAGAAGUUGGAAAGAGGAAUUUCAGUCCUUCGUAUCAGAAAUUAGUGCUAUGAUUUCAUAGAUUUUCUUCGGUGAAAGGCUGACUUUCAACAUCCUCCAGGUUAAAAGAAUCAUGCAUUUGUUGAACUACUGAAUGUGUAAAAAAAUUAUAAAUGGGCGUUUUAACUAGUAUUGUAAUAAGCAAAUGCAAAAAUAUUCAAUAGAAUUCACUGUUCUUGUUUUUACUACUUGAACGUAAUACAGUAUUUUAAGGGAGAAACCCAGUUUAAAAUGUGAAGGCGUAUUCUGGUGGAAUAGUGAGUAGAAUGACAAUAUGUUUACUACAUAGAAGGCAGAAAUUGGACUUUCAGAUUAUAGUUUUAGAAAACUCUUGAUUCCCCGUAUGUCCAAGAAAGUUGGUUUUCUGUUCUUUUGCAAUUUCUUUUCCAGAGUCUAAGCAGGAAAAUGUUGUGAUGGGAAGAGUAACUAGAACCGACAAGUGUGACCUCUCACAAGUAGCAACUGCUACUUGCUGUCUUUACUGAUGGAAAAUAAAAUAAUCAAAGACCUUGAUGCCUGUAGUCUCUAAUUUCACUGGAAGAAUUUGAAGUGGUUUAAGAAGUAUUUCUGGAUAAGGCAGAUGCAAAGAGAAAAUAUAUUUUAUCACCACAGCUAAAGUUUAUC